Molecule: messenger RNA, 788 nt
Organism: Schistocerca cancellata (South American locust)
Lineage: Eukaryota; Metazoa; Arthropoda; Insecta; Orthoptera; Acrididae
Exons: 3
Coding region: 30-386 (118 amino acids)
Source: RefSeq, a predicted model, not a curated record
ACUUCGUGAACUCCAUCGUCACUGACCACAUGAAUCACCUUUUUGUUCCUCCGGUCUCUGCAUCACCACUAGCAGAAAGGAGCCGGAGGCUAUCUUCCAUGCCGAAGCUCUCCCAUGGUGCAAGAUCAGCAGCUAGUUGUGUUGUGAUCGGCUGCAUGUUGUAUCGAACGAAGAUGGCUGCUUCAGGUACAGAUGUUCAGAGCAAACUGGCGUUAUUAGCUGUUUUGGUGCUAAACGAUGCAGAAAUGCAUGCUAAUGAGAGAAGAAGAAAGAAAGAAUGGACGAAAAACUGGAUUAAGAGGAGAAACGCUGGAAAAGGUGUGCUGUCCAUGCUUCAUAAAGAGUUGAGGAUAGAAGAUUGUACAUCCUCAGCAAAUUUUAUAUGAACGGAUGUAUUGGUAUUUGAAGAACUGCUUUAUAUGGUUUCGCCUCUGAUUCAGAAGAAAGCUACAUCGUAAUCCAUUACCAUUCAAGAUUAUGUGCUUUCAAAAAUUUGGUGAAUAUUCAGUGUGAUAUUUCUAGGAAAUAGUCUCAAAUGUGUCCGAUUUUUGCAAGUAGUAGGUUUCUACAUUCAACACAAAAUUCAUAGUUUUGUACUUACGUCGUUCAUCCCAGUGCUACUGCUUUUCUGUGAUUUUACUUUGGCGUACUCCACUUUAAAUUGAGUAUGUAAAUUGUGCAUUUUGCUAUAGCACUCCUUGCUAUUCGUAUAUGGUCAAACAAGACACACGGCACUUACAACUCUUUCGAGUGCUUCUGCACGCAAGUGUUUAUUAUAAUAGUUUGUG